Messenger RNA from Erigeron canadensis, 750 nucleotides. RefSeq lists its product as uncharacterized. The transcript is spliced from 2 exons. NCBI's taxonomy places the organism in Eukaryota, Viridiplantae, Streptophyta, Magnoliopsida, Asterales, Asteraceae. Bases 17 to 412 code for a protein of 131 amino acids. The record is from RefSeq and is a predicted model, not a curated record.
AUUUAACUGUCCAAACAUGGAGUAUUCAUUUCCAUCACGUGGGAUGUUGUGGCCUCCUAAUUUAAAGAUAUUAUCAUUAGGAUUUUUAAAGAAACCAAUGUCAAAGUGGGGGAUUCAAAAUUACCCACCCUCGCUUGUUCAGUUAUUGUUAUGUGGAGGUGGUGCAGUGGAUUCAUUUGGAAUAAUAAGGGAAGGUCACAAUGAUACGAUUAGCUCAUCAUGUUUUCUUCUUCCACCGUCUCUAACUUAUCUAGAGAUAUGGGGAUUUCCGCAAGUGGAAUCAAUUUCAGAGGUCUUACAACACCAUCCUCACCUUCAACAAGUGGUUGUUUUUAACUGCCCGAAACUUACAGAUAAUCCGCCAGAGAUAACUUCAUGGGUGGCAAAUGAUUUUGGGUUUGUCCGAUACUAAAGCAAAAUUUCCAGGUUUGUCAAUCUCGAGAGCUGACAGUUGUCUUUGAAGAGGAGAAUCAGAAGAAACCGAACCGUCUGCUAUGAGAAUAACAAGAAAAAUGUUUGUUGAAACUCAUCAAAGAAACACAGUUUAUGAUGUUUUAGGUAAUAAAUUGUCAACUGAAUUUAAGUGCCGAUUUGCUUGCGUUAUUUAUCUACUUCUUUUAGGGAGAUUAUAAUGUCGCAAAGUCAACUGUAGGAGUCCUGAAUAAGUAUGUUCUUCCUGUAUUUAAUUAGAUUGUUGUUCAAAACAAUGUAAUGUAAUGAAGAUUUCAAGGAAUAAAUCUUAGCCGAAUC